Messenger RNA from Zingiber officinale, 372 nucleotides. RefSeq lists its product as uncharacterized. The coding region runs from base 1 to 372 and encodes 123 amino acids. NCBI's taxonomy places the organism in Eukaryota, Viridiplantae, Streptophyta, Magnoliopsida, Zingiberales, Zingiberaceae. The record is from RefSeq and is a predicted model, not a curated record. The transcript has a single exon.
AUGGGGAACUGCAUCGACUCGGAGAGGCCGGCGACGUGGGUGGACGAGGAGGACGAGUGGGAAUCCCAAAGCCCAAGCUGGCGCCACGAGAGGCAGAGAGAAGGCAGGAUCAGUUUACUAAAUAGGUCGGAGGAGGAGGUGGAAGAAGAGAACAGGAGGAAGAGGACUGCGACGACAAAGAUCAAGAUCAAAGUAAGCAAGAAGCAAUUAGAGGAGCUGCUGCAUCAGGUCAACGGCGAUCGGCCGGUGGCGUUCCGGCGAAUUCUGGCGGAACUGGCGAGUGAAUCGUGGAGGGAGGCCCGCCGUGAGCAAGAAGAUCAGGCCGGGCAUUGGAGGCCAGAGCUGCAAAGCAUACCGGAAGUGCCUGAGUGA